UGCCAAUCUUAUUAGUUCUAUCAACCUCAUCUCUACUAUUGUUGGAUCAACGAACAUUACAAGUUAAAUAUAGAGUGCCUGCUUCGGAAAUAUAUCGUAUGUCACUGAGUCCUUAUUUAGAUGAUAUAGCAGUUUUUCAUGUAAAAGCGUCGGAAUUUGGUCGUAAAAAAGGAGAUUUCGUUUUUCAAACAGGUCAUGUAAUCGAAAUUGUAACUAAAAUGUUUCUAGUCAUACAAAACGCGACAGGAAAACCACCGGAGAUACAUAUUAGCACAGAAUUUGAAGCUAAUUUUGGACAGCAAACUGUUAUAUUUUCUUUCAAGUAUAGUGGCUUGUCCGAUAUGUCUCAAAGUCAACCGAAAGUUAUAAGAAAAGCAAAUCGCAUGGAAAUCGUUGUAUGAUCCGCGGCCAAUAUCUAUCGUUGGACAUCUUUAGAUUUUUUAAAAGAACUAAAUAACUGAGUUGAACACUUGAACAGUUGAACAGUCUAAAAUUGAAUUUUGUAAAAAACAUUGCUAAUCAGUUAAUACCAAUGGUUGUUUUCACAUUUCGACUCUCACAUUCUUAAAAAGGAUUGGAGUAUAUAGCAUAUAGCAUAUAGCUUCAAGCGUAGCGUUACUGCUCGAAUAAUAAUCACAAAUAUUAUAUUGUAAUAUGUAUAUCGCACUGGUAUAUGUAUAUAUGAGAUUCGAUAUAUUUUUUCUUAUAGAAAUAAUUAUUUCCAAUGAAAUGAACUGACAAUCAGCUAGUUCAGUUUUGCUAAGCCAGUGCUAAGCAUAGCCAAUGACUUACUUUUAACACAUCUAUUUAAGUGUAUAUUCUGUCAAACACUAUAGCGGUGUUAGCUUGUUCUUGUCAAGAGACGACAAUUCAAACAAGUACUUAUAUUUACGAAUUACAGAAUAUAAGUUAAUUUUUAAACACCAAAGUAUAAUUCUUAAAAACGCAAGCAUUUAAAAGUUAGUUUUUAAUUAUUAGUUAUAAGAGUGAUGUAGCAUUUCGAGAAGUGCGAGUGGUACUAUUUGUUGCUUUUUAAAAAUAAUAUUGCUUAAUAUGCUAUAAAUAUAAAUUUUUAUUUAACGAUAUAUUUGUUGAUAAAGCUUAUAUGAACGUAAAAACU
This is a messenger RNA of Teleopsis dalmanni, 1120 nucleotides long. RefSeq lists its product as uncharacterized. Gene Ontology annotation, cellular component: myosin complex. The record is from RefSeq and is a predicted model, not a curated record. NCBI's taxonomy places the organism in Eukaryota, Metazoa, Arthropoda, Insecta, Diptera, Diopsidae. The transcript has 3 exons. Bases 99 to 401 code for a protein of 100 amino acids. Gene Ontology annotation, molecular function: cytoskeletal motor activity.